UCUGUCUGCAGUCUCUGAAGCGACGGAGCUCUGUCGUCUUUUACCGAGAUUUCACGGUCCAGGAAUACAAAAGUGAUGCUUCACCGCCGCCGCACACCCAGCGAGGCAGAGGAGGACGAGCGGUGACAAGUUUUCACCUUGUUUCACUCUUUUCACCAGGAGUAUUGGCCUUUUUUCUCCUUUUCUCUCUGCGUGUCAAGACGUCGUGUUUUGCGGUCCUAAGAAUGCCGGACGGCUUUUAGUGCAAAUUCGUAUGACUUUUCUCUCUGAGUGCGGGACAAGAAACACUUUGGAGUGAUUUUUUUGCUACUUUCUGUUUCUCUAAGGAUUGCGAGUUGCCCUCCCUCGGCUCAGGAAUGCAUCAUUUUCGCCGCAGCUCCAUGUAACGUUAAUUUUUGUCGUCCAGCUCUCUGCCCAGCGGUAUCCGCUGCUACUGGAUAUACGAGGACUUUUGUGCACUAAUUUGGUGUAAAUGGAUCGCCAUUCCAGUUUCAUUUCCAUUUGGCUGCAACUGGAACUCUGUGCCAUGGCUGUUCUUCUUACUAAAGGAGAAAUAAGGUGUUACUGUGACGCGCCGCACUGCGUGGCCACCGGGUACAUGUGCAAGUCGGAACUGAACGCCUGCUUCACCAAGGUCCUGGACCCUCUCAGCACAAACUCCCCGCUCACCCACGGGUGCUUAGACCCCGUCGCCAACGCCGCCGACGUCUGCAGCGGCUCCAAGAGCGCGGACGCCCUCACUGGCGCCUCGGCCACGAUGCUGGAGUGCUGCCAUGACGACAUGUGCAACUACAGAGGCCUGCACGACCUGGCGCACACCAGGGAGUCGACAGAUCAUGGCCGGUACCAGCCGGAGAACAACAACAGGAACCUGGUGACCCGGGUGCAGGAGCUGGCCUCGGCCAAGGAGGUGUGGUUCCGGGCGGCGGUGAUUGCGGUGCCCAUUGCCGGCGGCCUCAUCCUGGUAUUGCUCAUCAUGCUGGCGCUGCGAAUGCUGCGCAGCGAGAACAAGCGAUUGCAGGACCAGCGGCAACAGAUGCUGUCGCGGCUCCACUACAGCUUCCACGGCCACCACACCAAGAAGGGCCACGUGGCCAAGCUGGACCUGGAGUGCAUGGUGCCCGUCACGGGCCACGAGAACUGCUGCCUGACCUGCGACAAGAUGAGGCAGGCUGACCUGGGGAACGACAAGAUCCUGUCUCUGGUGCACUGGGGGAUGUACAGCGGCCACGGGAAGCUGGAGUUUGUAUGACUUCCUGCUGGGAACUAUGUGACUGUUGCCUCCCCUCCCCUCCUGUUCUGCCCUAAAAACAGCCAAGACUGCCUCUCGCUCGUUGGGUUUUGCUUUUUUUUUUUUUACUUUAAAAGACAUUCCCAUCUUUUUUCAUCCAUUGGACUGUUGGGUGUGUGUUUUUUUGUUUUUCAGUGGCGAUAAAAGAAAGAUGAGACUGAUCUCAUGCCGUGUGGUUUUUGCUAGAGGAGCACUUUACUUGAAAAUGAAAGGCAAACCAACGUGGAGCUGUAUUUAAACUUGAGAGGGCAGGACUAAGAUGGAGAGAGAGAGCUCUGUCGUUGCUCCUGAGGAUCCUGGACUUUACACUGAACGCUGAAGGAUUCCAAAUCUGUCUUAUUUGCACAUUUGUAAAGUAAAAAAAAAAAAAAAAAAACAGCAACAAAAAAGUUGUCUUUGCUUAAAAGAAGAAUUUUACACUGACACCAGGGUACAAAAAGGACUUGUUUGA
Messenger RNA from Myripristis murdjan (pinecone soldierfish), 1742 nucleotides. It is a transcript of the gene bambia, whose product is annotated as BMP and activin membrane-bound inhibitor (Xenopus laevis) homolog a. The record is from RefSeq and is a predicted model, not a curated record. NCBI's taxonomy places the organism in Eukaryota, Metazoa, Chordata, Actinopteri, Holocentriformes, Holocentridae. Gene Ontology annotation, biological process: positive regulation of canonical Wnt signaling pathway; transforming growth factor beta receptor signaling pathway; negative regulation of transforming growth factor beta receptor signaling pathway. The transcript has 3 exons. Gene Ontology annotation, molecular function: frizzled binding. Bases 473 to 1252 code for a protein of 259 amino acids.